ACGACUUCGGAUUAAGUCCGAUUUACCGACUAUAAUCUGUCAGGAAUCUUGCUGCAUAACGUCUACCAGCAUUUUCUCUGUUAAAAUCUCUGAUUUCUCGGAGCUUUAAAACCCAAAACUUAAAAACAUAAGACCUUCGAGUAGGCUGUUAGUCUGUGGCAAUAACAAAGGGAUUGAAUAUCCUUGUAAUGUUGGCGUUUCAGGGCCACCAAAUCCUCCAAAAACAUCCGGUCCUCACCCACUAUUCUCCUCCAGUCUCUUCCAUUUCCACGAACCCUAGUUCUCUCUCAACUCGACCGUCUAACAACCAAUCAAUUCAAUCCCUCUGUCUUAAGAACAAUCUCAAACAAGCCCUCCAACUCCUUUACAAAGAACCUAACCCCACUCAACACACUUACGAGCUCUUAAUUCUUUCUUGUUCCCGCCAAAACUCACUUUCCGCCGCCGGAACUGUUCACCGCAGGCUAAUUCAUGAUGGGUUUGACCAGGAUCCUUUCUUGGCCACUAAGCUCAUUGAUAUGUACUCCCAACUUGACUCAGUUGAACGUGCACGCAAGGUGUUUGAUAGAAUUCGUAGGAGAACUGUGUUUGUGUGGAAUGCCAUUUUUCGGGCCUUAUCGUUGAAGGGUAAUGGGGAGGAGGUUUUGAAUCUUUAUAGGAAGAUGAAUGCGAUUGGGGCUCGUUCGGAUAGGUUUACCUAUACUUAUGUGCUUAAGGCUUGUGUUGCUGGGGAGGGGUUGAGUUGGGGUUUGAGCAAAGGAAGGGAGAUUCAUGCACAGAUUUUAAGACAUGGGUAUGAGAGUCAUGUUCAUGUUAUGACUACUUUAGUGGAUAUGUAUGCUAGGUUCGGUUGUGUGGAUGAUGCUUGUUUUGUUUUUAAUGAGAUGCCGGAGAGGAGUGUGGUUUCAUGGAGUGCAAUGAUUGCUUGUUAUGUGAAGAAUGGUAUGUCACUUGAAGCGUUAGAGCUUUUCCGCGAAAUGAUGGGGGAGAGUGAUGAUUUGUUGCCAAAUUCAGUGACGAUGGUUAGUGUUAUUCAAGCUUGUUCGGCACUAGCUGCUUUGGAACAAGGGCAGUUAAUACAUGCCUAUGUCCUACGGAAAGGUCUUGAUUCAGUUUUGCCUGUUACGAGUGCUUUGGUGACUAUGUAUGCAAGAUGUGGUGAGCUUGAACUUGGACGUCGUGUUUUUGAUCAAAUGGAUAGGAGAGAUGUUGUGGCGUGGAAUUCCAUGAUUUCGAGUUAUGGUAGUCAUGGUUUUGGCAGGAAAGCAAUUGAUCUUUUUAAUGAGAUGGUAGGCAGUGGCAUAAAGCCGAGUCUUAUAUCUUUUGUAAGUGUUUUAGGAGCUUGUAGUCAUGAAGGGCUCGUUGAGGAGGGAAAGAGGUUGUUUGACUCAAUCAGAAAAGAACAUGGAAUGUAUCCUAGCGUUGAGCACUAUGCCUGCCUUGUUGACAUUCUUGGUCGAGCAAAUCGCCUGGAUGAAGCAGCUAAGGUUAUAUCAGAUAUGCGAAUUGAACCUGGACCUACAGUUUGGGGUUCUCUUCUUGGAUCAUGUAGGAUUCAUUGCAAUGUUGAAUUUGCAGAAAUGGCAUGCAAAAGGCUUUUUCAGCUGGAACCAGAAAAUGCGGGUAACUAUGUACUAAUGGCUGAAAUAUAUGCAGAGGCUGGAAUGUGGGAUGAUGUAAAGAGAGUCAAAAAUCUUCUUGAGACGCGAGGAAUUCAAAAGCUCUCAGGUUGUAGUUGGAUUGAGGUUAAAAGGAAAAUUUACUCAUUUAGCUCAGCAGAUGAGCUCAACCCGCAGAACGAACAGAUCCACGCCUUGUUACUGAAACUGUCAACUGAAAUGAAGGAGAUGGGCUAUGUGCCGCAAACCAAAGUAGUGCUCUAUCAUCUUGACGAAGAGGAGAAGGAAAGAAUUGUAUUGGGUCACAGUGAAAAACUGGCACUUGCAUAUGGGUUGAUAAACAACAGCAGAGGGAAAACAAUUAGGAUCACGAAGAACUUAAGGUUAUGCGAAGACUGUCAUUCUUUUACAAAGUUCAUCUCCAGAUUCGUAAGCAAAGAGAUUCUGGUUCGAGAUGUGAACCGUAUACAUCAUUUUAGAGAUGGGAUUUGUUCCUGUCAGGAUUAUUGGUAAUCUUGUAGCUUAGUUCCUGAUUUUUGCUCCUCAACUUCAAUACCACCAUUGAAUUCUAAUAAGAUUUUAUACGUGUA
Messenger RNA from Daucus carota subsp. sativus, 2209 nucleotides. Its product is annotated as pentatricopeptide repeat-containing protein CRR2, chloroplastic. The transcript has a single exon. The record is from RefSeq and is a predicted model, not a curated record. Gene Ontology annotation, cellular component: intracellular membrane-bounded organelle. Gene Ontology annotation, molecular function: RNA binding; protein binding; zinc ion binding. The coding region runs from base 189 to 2132 and encodes 647 amino acids. NCBI's taxonomy places the organism in Eukaryota, Viridiplantae, Streptophyta, Magnoliopsida, Apiales, Apiaceae. Gene Ontology annotation, biological process: RNA modification.